This is a messenger RNA of Cryphonectria parasitica EP155, 1416 nucleotides long. RefSeq lists its product as uncharacterized. Gene Ontology annotation, biological process: apoptotic DNA fragmentation. Gene Ontology annotation, cellular component: nucleus; mitochondrial inner membrane. Lineage: Eukaryota; Fungi; Ascomycota; Sordariomycetes; Diaporthales; Cryphonectriaceae. The transcript is spliced from 2 exons. The coding region runs from base 1 to 963 and encodes 320 amino acids. The record is from RefSeq and is a predicted model, not a curated record. Gene Ontology annotation, molecular function: nucleic acid binding; RNA endonuclease activity; single-stranded DNA endonuclease activity.
AUGUCGAAAGCUACUUUUGCCAUAAUCGCAGCUGUGAGCGCAGGAACCCGUACCUCUCCCCCUCCUGCCGUCCCCGUCCCAGCCUCCCAGGUAUUUGUACCACAGCCCACCACAGCUACGCAGGCAGCGGCCCUCACAGCACCCGUCAACCCUGCUGGGCUUUUUGAAUAUGGCUUUCCCGGCCCUGUCUCCGACCUGGCCGCCCGCUCCGCCCUUGUCUCCUCCUACGACCGGCGCCUGCGCAACCCCCACUGGGUUGUUGAGCACAUCACCCCUGCCUCCCUCGCCCAGCGCGAGGGCGACCGCAAGCACAGCAACUUUGCCGAGGACAGCUCCGUGCCCGAAAAGUUCCGUGCCAAGCUGAAAGACUACUUCCGGUCAGGCUACGACAGGGGCCAUCAGGUGCCCGCCGCCGACUGCAAGUGGAGCCAGCAGGCCAUGGAUGACACCUUCUACCUGUCCAACAUGUGCCCUCAGGUCGGCGACGGCUUCAACAGGGACUACUGGGCCCACUUUGAGGACUUCUGCCGCCGCCUGACCGACCGCUACCCGAGCGUGCGCAUCGUUACUGGUCCCCUCUAUCUACCCAAGCGCGAUCCGGCGGACGGGAAGUGGUACACAAAGUACGAGAUGAUUGGCAACCCGCCGAGCGUCGCUGUGCCCACACACUUCUAUAAGGUCAUCUUUGCCGAGGACGGAAAGGUCGGCGGCAAUGUCGCCCUGGGCGCCUUUGUGCUGCCCAACACCGUCAUCCCUAACAACAAGCCCAUCACCGACUUCGAGGUGCCCCUCGAGGCCGUCGAGCGCGCCAGUGGCCUGGAGUUUGCAGAGAAGCUGCCUGCUGCAAGGAGGCGGAGGUUGUGUGCCGACUACACGUGCGCGCUGGUGAUCAAGGAGUAUGCGGAGCGGCAGAAGGCUUUUGGAAAGGAGCCCGCGAAGCCGGUCCCUGUCCCGCAGAGGUGAAAAACCAAGGGACAAAAGAAGGAUAGAAUGGCGACGGGUGUGGGAGGUCAUAUGAUGUGUGCAAAGGAGCGGGACGUGUCACCCAGUUUGGGAUCUCGUGCUGCCCACUUCCACACACACACACACACACAGACACACACACCUCUCUCUUUUGGAAUGAAUGACAGGAUUUUUUUGCCUGGAAUCCUCUCUAUUCACUCCUCAAUGUAUCUUGCUCUUUUUUAUGGGAACAAUUACCAAAGCAAAACAACAAAUGAUGCGAAGGACGGUGAGGCGGACUGAAGCUUUUGUAGCAUAUCACCAUAGCAUUUCUGGAGAAAGGGAGGAACGGGCACCGAGCCCGAAAAUCAUGGUACGGGCGCAGCGUGUGUGCAUUCUUGAGUUGAUUGCCUUGACAUUCAGCAUGGCACUAGACAGAUCGACAAACCCAAUAACAGUCAAACAUACUUAUAC